AUCAAACGCAUACAUAAGAUUAAGAAAAGGAAGAAAAAACAGAAAGAUGGUUCAGCAAAGGCACAACAACGUUCAUGUCUUUGUCCUGCCAUACCCAGCACAAGGCCACAUAAACCCUCUUCUCCAAUUUGCAAAGAGGUUAGCAUCAAAAGGUGUCAAGGCCACACUUGUGACCACCCAUUACACAGUUAAGUCCAUCACCGCACCAGGCAUUAACGUCGAAGCAAUCUCCGAUGGCUUCGACGAUGCGGGCUUUGCCCAGACCAACAACAACAUACAACUCUUCCUCGCUUCUUCCAAAACCAACGGUUCACGAACACUGUCUCAGCUCAUAGAAAAAUACGAACAAACUAACUACCCUGUCACUUGCAUUGUCUAUGACGCGUUUUUCCCAUGGGUUCUUGACGUGGCAAAGCAACAUGGCAUUUAUGGAGCUACUUUUUUCACAAAUUCAGCUGCAGUGUGCAGCAUAAUGUGUCGUAUACACCAUGGCCUCAUUGAGAUCCCUGUGAAAACGGAACACUUGCCCCUUGUUGUUCCUGGUCUUCCUCCAUUCAAUUCUCGAGAUCUUCCUAGCAUGGUUAGGUUCCCAGAAAGCUACCCGGCUUACAUGACCAUGAAAUUGAGCCAAUUUUCCAACUUGAACAAAGCUGAUUGGAUGUUUAUAAACACCUUUGAAGCAAUAGAAAGCGAGGUGAAGAAGGGCUUUACCGGGCUUUUUCCGGCAAAGUUCAUAGGUCCAAUGGUUCCUUCUGCUUACUUAGAUGGGAGGAUUAAAGGGGAUAAAGGGUAUGGAGCAAGUCUGUGGAAGCCGCUAAGUGAAGAGUGUAGCGAUUGGUUGGAAGCAAAGGCACCUCAAUCUGUGGUGUACAUUUCCUUUGGAAGCAUGGCAUCCUUGACUGCAGAACAAAUUGAAGAGUUGGCUUGGGGGUUGAAAGAAAGUGAGGUGAGUUUCUUGUGGGUUCUAAGAGAAUGUGAGCAAAGUAAAUUGCCUUGUGGGUAUAGAGACUUGGUACAAGAUAAGGGUCUAAUUGUGACGUGGUGUAACCAACUAGAAUUGUUGGCUCACGAAGCCAUUGGUUGCUUUGUGACACAUUGUGGUUGGAAUUCGACCCUUGAAAGCCUUAGCCUUGGUGUUCCUGUGGUGUGUUUGCCACAAUGGACUGACCAAUUACCUGAUGCCAAGUUUUUGGAGGAAGUUUGGGAGGUGGGUGUGAGGCCGAAGGAGGAUGAUAAAGGAGUUGUGAGGAAGCAGGAGUUUGUCAAGGGUUUGAAGGAUGUGAUGGAGGGUGAAAGAAGCCAUCAGAUUAGAAGGAAUGCCACUAAAUGGAAGAAGUUGGCUAGGGAGGCAGUUGACGAAGGAGGUAGUUCUGAUGAUAUUAUCACUGACUUUGUGAAUCGUUUGAUGAAUGCAGAUCAGAAUGGAAAGUUGAGCAGCUCCUAGAGUGUCUCAUCUUAUGUUAGUUAAUGCAUGCACAUAUUCAAGCCUCAUUUGGCUUCAUUUCUUAAUCGUUUAUGAAGUUUAUGUUAAUGUUUGAUUGUGACAUCUUUUUGUUAGUGUGUGUUAACCUUGGUCGUCAAUAAUACCUUUCUUUCUAAUUUAUACAU
Messenger RNA from Abrus precatorius (Indian licorice), 1608 nucleotides. RefSeq names its product UDP-glycosyltransferase 74B1. Lineage: Eukaryota; Viridiplantae; Streptophyta; Magnoliopsida; Fabales; Fabaceae. Gene Ontology annotation, molecular function: UDP-glycosyltransferase activity. The transcript is spliced from 2 exons. The record is from RefSeq and is a predicted model, not a curated record. Bases 47 to 1444 code for a protein of 465 amino acids.